CCGAACACUCCGUUCCCAGACUUCAGAGCAUGAGGUUGGCCUGUUCUGUCACCAUGGAUCCUGGCCAUGGGGCAGGGCAGGGCUGCAGAUGACAGGGACACCCAGGAGAUGCUGGGACAGAGAAGUGCUCCCUACGUGGUAUCCACAGCAGCAUUCUGCAAUGGAUACAUGGAUCACCAUGUCUGACUCACCAGCCUUUGGCCUUGGAUCUGGCAGUGAGGCAGAGGAUGGGCAAAUGGAGAGCAAGGCAGGAGCAUGUGAAGGCUCUGAGGGGAUACGGCUGCCUGGAGGGAAGCCCUGGGCAAUGGCAAGCCAGGUCAGUUUUGAGGAAGAGAGCCAGAAGCAACCUGCUGUGGGGCACUGGAAGCCACUAAUGCCAUCCAAAGGCAACAAGGAGGAGCUGGAGACGGGAUGCCAGGAUGCUGGAGGUGUGGGUGAGACCCAGUCCACCGAGCAACUCAACGUGUCGCGCCUGCGCAGCUCUUCGGUGGAGAUCCGUGAAAAGGGGUCUGAGUUCCUGAAGGAUGAGCUGCACAAAGCACAGAAGGAGCUGAAGCUGAAGGACAAAGAAUGUGAGAGAUUAUCAAAAGUCAGGGAACAACUGGAGCAGGAACUGGAGGAGUUAACAGCCAGCCUAUUUGAGGAAGCCCACAAGAUGGUGAGAGAAGCCAACACUAAACAGGCUGCAGCAGAGAAACAGCUGAGGGAGGCCCGGGGCAAGAUUGACAUGCUGCAGGCAGAGGUGACAGCUCUGAAGACGCUGGUGAUCACGUCCACACCUUCCUCCCCCAACCGGGAGCUGCACCCUCAGCUCCAGAGCCCUUCCAAAGCCGGCUUCAGGAAGGGCCAUGGGCGAAACAAAAGCACCAGCAGUGCCAUGGUCUCAGCUGCCAGACAGAAUGUGUCUCCAGAGCCAGUCACUCGGGAGUGCAGAGAGGUCGACUCCAUCUUAUUUGCCGAGUUCGAGGCCUGGAAGGAAUCUCCAACCUUGGAUAAAUCCUGCUCCUUCCUGGACAGGAUUUAUCGAGAAGACAUAGGACCUUGUCUGGACUUCACUAAGCAGGAGCUGUCGGAGCUGGUGCGAGUGGCUGUGGAGCAGAACCCCCUCCCCAUCGAGCCAGUGGCUUCCCAGACACUCCCUGUGGUGAAGGUGGCAGCAGAAGAGUGUGGUGGGCCAAAUGGGUUCCGGUCACAAAUUGUAACGAAAUGUGCUCUAAGUGGUCUCCCCAGGACCUGCAAGCACCGGAUCAUGCUGGGGGAUUCUGGGAAUUACUACUACAUUUCACCUUCCUGCAGGGCCAGGAUCACAGCAGUCUGCAACUUCUUCACAUAUAUCCGCUAUAUCCAGCAGGGCUUGGUGAGGCAGGAUGUGGAGCUGAUGUACUGGGAGGUCAUGCGGCUCCGGAGGGAGAUGUCCCUGGCCAAACUUGGAUUUUAUCCCAGUGAGAUGUAAGCAGAGGCCUGAGCAUGGAAGGAAACUGCUCCAGUAUGAAGGGCUUUGUGAGUGCAGUGCCUGCCCUGCAAUGGGCCUUUCUCCUUCCCCACCCUCUCUCUGCCUGAAGCUGACCAAGAAGCACAACUUCCACCUUCAGCUGUCCACCUGCUCCAACUGUGACUGGAAUGCAGCUUCCACGCUGUCCCCUCGGAGCUGGGCUGGCCCUGACUGCUCUGAGGUGGCCAUCUAUAGACUUUGGAGUCUCCUAUAUGCAGUGUAUAUCCAUUUUUUUAAACUUUUGUUUUUAUAUGCAGUCUUCUUUGGCAUUUUCUGAGGAGGGCAGGAAUUGUGGACCUUCCCUGUAAGCCAGUCUGUCAGGACAGAUGCUGGCUGUCUGUCCCUGUGCCCCACUCGUUUUUUGGGGGUACUCCGAGGUCCUGCUGACCAUACUCCCAUAACAGCCCAGAAAAUGCCAGCAGAGCACAAUAAUCUUACGGAGAGCCAUGAACAGUUUGUUUCCAAGUACUUCCUUGUUCCUUUUAAAGGAGCCUGUGAGAGAAGCUUUCUGCCAACGGAGUCACAAAGAAGGAAUUGUUCCUCUUUUUAGCUUGCUGUUUGACUCUGGGUUAUCCAGGCUGGGGAAUAGCUGGAGCUGUGCACCUGGGGCCUUCAGCAGAACAAAGGGAGCAGGAAAAUUCCCUAACUCCCAGCUGGCUGCAGUCAGUGCAGGAUGUUUUCUCCUGGACUAGGAAAUCUGCUGCAGUUGUCACAGGCAGACCUUAUUACAGACCCUGUGACAGUUCUUGGUGUAGGAGUCCGCCUUGGUGCUCUUAAACACAAACCUCACCUACAAACAUGCCCUGGAGCUGUUCCUGAUCCUGAGGGAGCUUUGGGCAGUCCUGUUUGCAUUGUUUAGGUAGAAUCCGUUUGCCCAGGUUGGGUUCUUCAUGUCCCAGAAGGAGCAUGCCCAGGCUGGGCAGUCCUGAAGCCCAGAGAUUUCCUCCCUCCUAUUACACUAGACCUAGAAAUGCCCAUUCCAGUGGGAAUCCCAGCUUCUCCUGGGCUGCCAUCCCCAGUGAGGGAAUUGAGACAUCUUUGUGUGCAUGUGAGGGGUGUGGCUGCAGUUCCUGUAUCUUCCAAAUUGUGCUAGGAGGGAGGGAUGUCACUAAAGCUGUUGGAACACACAGAUCUGCCACAGACCCAGGUUUCUUAAAGCCGUGACAGUGGUUUGUAGCCAAUUUAGCCUUUUUUUCAGUGUCUGUGGAGCAGCCACCACCCACCCUGGGGUUUCCAUCUCUGACUGGCACAUCGCCCUGCCCAGCACCAGAUCACCAUCCUCAGCUCCAGAACCUUCAGCUUCUCCUGAGGGAUGCUACAGUAAGAACUCAGUUUUAUUCCACUAAAGACACAAACUGAGCUGCUGUGGUUUUGCCCAGAGGAUGGAGGAAUAGACAGGGAAGGCAAAAGCUUUGGUUUCCCCAGCUGCAGAUUUCAGCUCAGGUAAAUUCUAUCCCUGGAAUUUCCCCUUUUAUCUGCUCCCCCUGACCUUUUGAUCUCUCCAUGUCUUCCUGUGCCAUUGGCUGCUACAUUGCACAAUAUGUGGCUGCAUUGCAGUGCUGGGAAUGAGGUGAUCUCUCAAGGUAGGAGAUGUUUUGGUUUGUAGGAUUUUUUUCUUCCCCUCAGUGUCACAUUGUAAAGCACUUUUGAGAUGAAAGGAAUUGGAGAAAUGCCAUGUGUGAAGUUGUCUUACACUUGAAAUGAAGCAGAGAGAACAAUUUGUAAAGGAAAAUGAAGUCACUCCGUUAACUGCGGGAUGGUUGCACCCUGCUCUUUAAUAAUGGAAAAUAAACAUUUGCUAUUAACCUCUAAAAGUCUGGUUGGAGGU
Messenger RNA from Manacus vitellinus (golden-collared manakin), 3320 nucleotides. RefSeq names its product RAB3A interacting protein like 1 (gene RAB3IL1). Gene Ontology annotation, cellular component: Golgi to plasma membrane transport vesicle. The transcript has 11 exons. The coding region runs from base 89 to 1453 and encodes 454 amino acids. The record is from RefSeq and is a predicted model, not a curated record. Gene Ontology annotation, biological process: exocytosis. Lineage: Eukaryota; Metazoa; Chordata; Aves; Passeriformes; Pipridae. Gene Ontology annotation, molecular function: guanyl-nucleotide exchange factor activity.